Tribolium madens (black flour beetle) is the source of this 1591-nucleotide messenger RNA. Its product is annotated as KRAB-A domain-containing protein 2-like. The record is from RefSeq and is a predicted model, not a curated record. Gene Ontology annotation, biological process: DNA integration. NCBI's taxonomy places the organism in Eukaryota, Metazoa, Arthropoda, Insecta, Coleoptera, Tenebrionidae. The transcript is spliced from 3 exons. The coding region runs from base 49 to 1518 and encodes 489 amino acids. Gene Ontology annotation, molecular function: nucleic acid binding.
UAUAGUGCAAAAGCACUAGGGCAUGACAUAUGUCGGUCAUUGGGUGUAAUGAAGCCUAGUCAUUGGCCGGAUUGCCCACUUAAUUUUCGUCAAACAUUGAAAAUGGAUAGUCAUAAGAGUUUGUUUUAUGAGAAAUUAAAUGCAUAUUAUUUGAAGAACAAAGAUGCCAAAAAACCGUGGAAUUAUGAAGAAAUAAAGGAGGUUGCAAAAGAUAUUUUACUUGCCAAACAAACUACUGGCAAAAAAACUCGUAGGCAAUAUCAUUUAUUGUCCCUGUAUGACACGAUGAAGUUAGGAAAUAAACAAAUCAUCAUUAAAAAAAGGUUAAAAAAUAAUGAUAACAUUAUUUAUGUCACGCCGUACGAAGACUUGUUUGAAAUAUUGUAUUCUACGCAUAUUGCAGUAGGGCAUGGUUGUAGAGAUAAAAUGAUCCUUGCUUUGAAAUUCAAUUAUCAAAUUUCACGUCCUGUUGUUGAGAUAUUUUUGCAGUGCUGCGAAGUUUGUCACAAAAAAAAAGUUAACAAACAUGCAAAUCUUGUAACCAAGCCGAUUGUUUCAAAAGAAUUUUGCUCUCGGGGCCAAAUCGAUCUGAUAGAUUACCAGUCAUGUCAGGAUAAUGACUACAAAUGGUUACUGAAUUAUCAGGACCAUUUAACAAAAUUUAUCUGUUUACGCCCAUUAAAAUCAAAACAAGCUGCUGAAGUAGCAUCAGAACUGGUAAAAAUUUUCCUCGAAUUUGGGGCACCAGCUAUACUACAGAGCGACAACGGCCGCGAAUUUGUAACUAGUAUAAUUAAAGAAUUGGCGAAACUGUGGCCUGAUUUGAAAAUCGUUCAUGGAAGACCACAGUCGCAAGAGAGCGUGGAAAGAUGUAACCAAGAUGUUGAAAAUAUGCUGCAGGCGUGGAUGUUAGAUAAAAACUCAACAAACUGGUCAGUCGGUUGCUAUUUCGUGCAGUUUCAAAAAAAUAUUUCGCAUCAUAGAAUUAUUGGUCGCAGCCCCUAUAGAGCAUUAUUUGGAAUAAACCCAAAAAUUGGACUAUCUUCAACAAAUUUACCAACCGAGGUUAUUAAAAACUUGGAAACGGAAGAAGAUGUUAACAAGCUUUUGGCAGAUCUCAAAAUUAAAGAAAAUAAUAAUAUAGCAGAGAACGAACAGCAGGAAACAUUUGGCGACGAAACAGUAACUGAUAUUGUUGGAGAACAGGAGGGAGCAUCAAGUGCAAUAAUGGAAGUAAUUGAAGCUGAUAAUUUUGAUCCCAUAAACGUUGCCUUACCUUUUGCUGGUCCACAAGAAGGUAUUUGCAUUGACUGUAAAAAUCAAAAGAAUAAUGCAUCAUGUGUAUUGUGUUCUCCACAAACCUCCAUACGGAGUAACAGAAAUGAAUGCCAUUCAGGACAGAAAAGAGCAGCUAAAAAAAUGUUGUCAAGUACUGCUAAAAAACAGCCACCAUUAAAAAUUGGCGACUGUGUGCUGUUGCCAGUUGAAAAAAUUGAUCGUGGUUUACAUUAUUCCUAGAGUUCCUAUAUUGAAAUAUAGGAACUCUAAUUAUUUCAAAUAAAUGAAACAAAUAUUUUGCAACAAUAAAAAU